Messenger RNA from Pisolithus orientalis, 1239 nucleotides. RefSeq lists its product as uncharacterized. The record is from RefSeq and is a predicted model, not a curated record. The transcript has 8 exons. Bases 1 to 1239 code for a protein of 412 amino acids. Lineage: Eukaryota; Fungi; Basidiomycota; Agaricomycetes; Boletales; Pisolithaceae.
AUGGCAAUUCUGGGGACCAAAGCAACUUGCUUAUCAGAGCAAGUACUAGUCAAGUGCAAUGAAGUGCCAUCUCACAGUACCAGCAGUUUGUCACACAUGCCCAGGUCCCUAGCUAGCUUGUGUGGGCCUCCCUCAACACUGCUAUCUUCAUCAUCCCAUCUUGAGCUUCAGCCAGAGAAGGAUUCUGUAGAAUCAGAGAGCCAGGAACAUUCUCUCCAGCAUGAACUAGUGACAACUAAGGAGAUAUGCCAGCAACUACUCAAGUCCAUAAAUUCACUCAGCAAUGUUUCUGGUGGGAUGAACAUCAAUGAUCCAUUCUUAAUACUACUGCAUCAAGUUCACCAGGACAACACAGUGCCUCACUAUAGUGCCAAUGAACUCCCAAAUGUCAAGUACUUCUGGAAAAAAUUUGGGUAUGCCCCUCCAACAUGGGCCAAGGUAUCCUCACCAGCACUUGAGUUCUUUGCAUGUUCUAUGUGGACUAAGUUCAGUGCCUUCCAUUACUGCAUGGAUAAUUGGAAGGUGGACAUGUUCAUGUCCAUGUACUAUCCUGGCAUUGCUCUGGAUAUCAAGGAAGAGAGCAGUACUCCAAUGUUGCCAAAUGAAAUGAUUCCACAAAAGCGACCACAAUCAAUUUCUUUACCUCUGACUCCACAGUUCACAAAGAAGAAAAAGGAAGUACAACUGGAAACCCCACUCUCAGGCUCCAGCAGCAGUUCUUUGCACAUUUAUCUUACUGUGGCAGACCAGAACAGUCCUGCCAACAUUGUCCAAGAUGACAACCUCAUUGAUGAUGCAUACAAACACAUCAAGAUUGUGCCCAUGAUCCCUCCCCCUCAAAUAAAUCCCACUUUAGCAUUUGAACAAGAGCCAGAACUAGUGACUCAACCAGUAGGCUCACAAGUGUCAGUCCUCUGCCAACUUCUUGGAGGACUUAACUCAGCAAGCUUGACAGAAAUCAAUGUGAUUUCCCCUGACCCAAUGCUGGCACCUGCCACUCCAGUCUCACACCCUAACCCAAUGCCAGCACCCACCACUCCAGUCUCACACUUGAGGCCUUCAUCAGUUUCGAUGGCCAUGGCAAAACUCAACAAUGCAUGCAAGUCAGACUUCCACAACACCCCAGUAAGAACUUAUGUGCAAUUGAUUGGUGCAAGGAACACAAGGGCAGGAUUGUUGGCAAGUUUGCAGAUUGCUGGGAUACACUGGUGUGGAACAAUCAUCCAUCAGUGGAGGUAA